UCGGUAAAGAAAAGGUUAAAGAGCACCAGUAGGGAUACCUCAGCUAUUGACAAUUGUUUGUGAUUCUGCAGGGAUGGAGGUGACAAGGAAAAAUUUUAAAGACAGUUUACGCACGGUAUACAGUGCAAUUGACGAAGCCGACUUUCUUGCCAUAGACGGGGAAUUUUCAGGAAUAAGUGAUGGGCCCUCGGUCAGUGCACUUACUAACGGUUUGGACACGCCAGAGGAGCGUUACGAAAAGCUAAAAAAGCAUUCCAUGGACUUUCUCCUCUUCCAGUUCGGUGUCUGCACUUUCAGAUAUGAUCAUUCGGAAUCUAAGUAUCUUACAAAGUCUUUUAAUUUUUAUAUAUUUCCAAAGCCAUUUAGUAGGAAUUCUCCAGAUAAAAAGUUUAUUUGCCAGAGUUCCAGCAUAGACUUUCUGGCUAGUCAGGGAUUUGAUUUCAACAAAGUUUUUCGUAAUGGGAUCCCCUACUUGAAUCAGGAAGAGGAGGUUCAGCUGCGCGAGCAGUACGAGGAGCGACGGAAUCAGUCCAACGGGGCCGGCAACUCCUCGUUCAUCUCGCCCACUUCCAAGGGACCGGCCAACGUUCCAGACGAGCACAAGGACUUCAUCGGCCGGGUUAUAGCGAAAGUAGACGCCCUUCUGAACAACUCUGAGAAGACUGUUGACUUGGAUCCAUGCACUGGCUUCCAGAGGAAACUGAUCUACCAGACCCUGAACUGGAAGUACCCCAAAGGCCUCCAUGUAGAAACAGUGGAAACUGAAAAGAAAGAGCGUUUUAUUCAGAUCAGUAAGGUGGACGAUGAGGAGAGGAGGCGGAGGGAACAGCAGAAGCAGGAGAAGGAGCAGGAGGAACUGAAUGAUGCAGUCGGCUUCUCCAGGGUCAUACAUGCUAUCUCCAAAUCUGGAAAGCUGGUGGUUGGCCACAACAUGCUUCUCGAUGUCAUGCACACAAUCCAUCAGUUUUACUGUCCUCUACCUGAAGACCUUAACGAUUUCAAAGAGGUGACUAUGUGCGUCUUCCCCAGGCUUUUGGACACAAAGCUUAUGGCAUCCACUCAGCCCUUCAAGGAGCUGAUCUCAAACACCUCGCUGGCGGAGCUGGAGAAGCAGCUGAAGGAUGGUCCGUUCAAGCCUCCAAAAGUUGAAUGUUCUGAAGGGUUCCAAAGUUACGACACGGCGACAGAGCAGCUACAUGAAGCCGGUUACGACGCCUAUAUCACAGGCCUCUGUUUCAUAUCCAUGGCUAACUACCUGGGCUCUUUCCUUCCUUCACCCAAAUCUCACAUUUCAGCCAAAUCCAAACUCAUCGAACCAUUUUACAACAAGCUUUUCCUCAUGCGAAUCAUCGACAUCCCCUACCUCAACCUUAGUGGACCAGACUUGCAACCCAAACGGGAUCACGUUCUCUACGUUACUUUCCCCAAAGAGUGGAAAACCAGCGACUUGUACCAGCUCUUCAGUGCCUUUGGAAACAUUGUGGUUUCAUGGAUCGAUGAGACAUCGGCAUUCGUCUCUUUGAGUCAGACAGACCAAGUGCAGAUUGCCAUGAACACUAGUGAGUUUGCGGAGAGUUACCGUAUCCAGACAUACGCAGAGUACAUACGGGCCAAGCAGCGCGACAAGAACCCAGGACGCCGCCGCAUGGACGACGGCUGGAGCGACACGCCGUACUGCACCGCCGCUGCCAUGACGACGGCGGCCUACAGCUACACCCAUAACAGAUCUCUAACAGGGAAGCGCAGCAUCAGCCCGAUCCAGGAGGACCUGAACUCUGAAGGGGCCGACGCCAACAGCAGCAGCAGCAGCAGCAGCAGCGGCGCCAGCGGCUGGACCCACUACAGCAACGUGGACAAGGGCUUCAAGAAGAUCAAGAUGGAUGGGGGAGGAACGUUUGAUGGUGGGAGUGGACAAACGUAUGCUGAUAUUGUGGAAUCUAAGACGACUGACAGCUGGUUUAAGCAGCCGGCUGUUCACAGACCCAGCAUGAGUCCAAUACAGGAAGAGGUGGGACCUGAGGUGGCCGACACCGAUGAGUGGCCGCAGCCAUCAGCCAAUCAGGGUAAGAAGAGUGGUAAACCCAAGAAGAGGAAAUCUGAGGAAUCCACAUCAUCUGGUCUCUUCGAUGUUCCACAAGUCUGGUAGCAGGAGGAAUUUCCUCUUGCAUCCUCACUUUAAAAUUCAACAAACAAACAAAAAAACGUACAGAAAUAAAUAUACCUAAAUGUAACAACAAGCCAUAAAACCUCUUUUGGCACAGCAACUACAUGGGAGAGAAUUUUGUUGUUUGUCGCUGGAUUGUUAAAAUUCAUGUUUGUUCCUCGCACCUGCCCCGUCACCGUUUAUUCCAGUAGCCUCAUGCUCUCAUAAAAGGAUAAGAGCUUGAAGAUUUAUUUCCCACCUCACAUAAUCUCAAUUUUUACCCAUUUCUAACGGUACAUACCCAUGUGAUCAUUGUUUAAAAAGGUGCUUAAAGUUUGCUCUUUUGUUAGGUUUAUUAUUUUUUCGUCACUGGGUAACUUUUUGAAAUGUUCAAAAGGUUCUUGGGGCUCUUUUUGAAGAGUGACUGCUUUUGAGAGCAAGUGAUGGAAGCGUGAGGAUCUCUGCAGCACUUCACACCAAGUAUAUCCGUGUGUCAUUGCCCUCGCAUGCUUGUGCAGCCUUCAUACAGAAGGACAUUGGAUAUGCUUUUGCGGUCUGGGUAGGGACAUCUAGUGGAAAGUUAAGGGAGGUGCAACAUCAUCCAAACCCCUGUCACUUUUUUUUUCUUUCUUUCUUUCUUUUCCAGAUCUGGGUCGUCUUUUUAAAGAGAUUUUUGUUUCGUGAUUCAGGACUUAAGCCAGUGAGUUGCGUUGCGUUGUUUAUAAGAUGUGUUCAUUUGGUGUGUAACAAUCACAAUUUGUGUGAGACGUGCAAGACCAAGUUUAAAAAAAAAAAGGCACUUCAAUUGUCACACAGCUUUUUGGUUUCAGUUUUAACUGUGGAUGUACUCUCUUUAUCGUCUUUUUGGGAUUGUGUGUGCGUGUGUGCGCGUGUGUGUGUGCGUGUGUGAAUGCAUGUUUCAACGGUGGAACUUAAUCGAUCCUAAACCUAGUUAUUGUAUCGUCAGGGUUCUGUGAAAUUUUAAAUGCUGUUCAAUAUUUUGUCAUGAUCCUUUUUUUAAGAAUGAGAAAGUAUGUCAACUACCAACAGGCCAACUUCCUUUUUAAAAAGUAGAAGUCAUUAAUGUCAUUUAAGAAUAGUCUGUAUUUAUUGACCAGCUAAUGAUAGGAAAGAUAGACAUGGAUAUUUUUGUAUGUAAAUGUUAUUUUUUUUUGUGUUCCUUUUUUUUGGACUUUCCGGUCAUAAUGCCACUCCCUGCGAAGCACUUGCAAAAAAAGAAAUGUCAAAGGAAUGUUUAAAAAAAAAAAAUGUCAACAUGAAUAUGUAUACAUGUUUGUGAUGUUUAUUUUCUUCCUUUUUGUAUGAUCAGCAAAUGUCAAAACAUCCCCUUAUUAGGGGGGUAAAUAUUAAAGAAUGUUUCUUAGUAA
This is a messenger RNA of Sardina pilchardus (European sardine), 3531 nucleotides long. RefSeq names its product poly(A)-specific ribonuclease (deadenylation nuclease) (gene parn). Gene Ontology annotation, molecular function: poly(A)-specific ribonuclease activity; RNA binding; metal ion binding. The record is from RefSeq and is a predicted model, not a curated record. Lineage: Eukaryota; Metazoa; Chordata; Actinopteri; Clupeiformes; Clupeidae. Gene Ontology annotation, biological process: nuclear-transcribed mRNA poly(A) tail shortening. Gene Ontology annotation, cellular component: nucleus; cytoplasm. The transcript is spliced from 26 exons. The coding region runs from base 74 to 2146 and encodes 690 amino acids.